Drosophila innubila is the source of this 514-nucleotide messenger RNA. Its product is annotated as kappaPI-actitoxin-Avd3c-like. The coding region runs from base 210 to 449 and encodes 79 amino acids. The record is from RefSeq and is a predicted model, not a curated record. The transcript has 2 exons. Lineage: Eukaryota; Metazoa; Arthropoda; Insecta; Diptera; Drosophilidae. Gene Ontology annotation, molecular function: serine-type endopeptidase inhibitor activity.
CAACAUAAAGUACAGUGCGAAUGUGAGGUGAGACAACAGUCGAUAUGGCCGAUAGUUGUGAGCACUUUGUAGUUAACUUGGUCAAUGCUAAAACCGGGCAAGAGCGACAAGAGAAACAUUUGGAAAAUAACAAAUAACAAUUGACAGUUUGUUCAGUGAGUUGUUGGCCAAAGAACGCGGCAGUUCGUCAAAAUAAAAGUAAAAUAAAAAUGCCUUGGCAAUGGCUGCUCCUCCUAUUUCUAGUGGUCGGGAAAGGAAAUGGUGCCUCCAAACGUGUGAAAAUGUGCCUGCAACCAAUGAUCAGUGGCAGGUGUUUUGGCCAGGUCGAAAGCUAUGCCUAUAAUCCCCUCCAGCGUCGUUGCGAGGCUUUCAUCUAUGGCGGUUGCGGUGGCAACGAGAAUCGUUUUGAUAGCAAGGCCGACUGCGAGUACAGCUGUCGUGAUAUUUAAGCCGAUAAGCGAUAACGAUAAGCCGACAAAUGAUAAAUAUUAACUAUAAUCGAUUAAUAACAGAC